Messenger RNA from Tripterygium wilfordii, 2197 nucleotides. RefSeq lists its product as uncharacterized. Lineage: Eukaryota; Viridiplantae; Streptophyta; Magnoliopsida; Celastrales; Celastraceae. The transcript is spliced from 6 exons. Bases 411 to 2045 code for a protein of 544 amino acids. The record is from RefSeq and is a predicted model, not a curated record.
UUCCAACUUAGAUUUCAAAGUUUCUAUCGUAACGCUAUUAGACUUAACGAAAAAGAGCUUCACAUUGGAACAAUCUUUUUCCUUGGCCACUAAUUAAUCACAGCUCUGAACAAACCUUGCAUUGCUCAUCUUUAAUGGUUAAUUAACAGUUCAACACCAAAAACCCACCAAAUCCAAAAUCCAAAUUGAUAUCAUUGAUACGCCCCACUUGGCUUACAGUGUCAAAGACAAAUGGGUAUGAGGAGAGAGAUAUAGAUGUUCUUUAAUAAUUGCAUUUCAAAAUCAAACAAAUACUUGGCUCUUUCUUAUGGAGUGACUAAGGUUCUCGUUUGUGUCUCUAGCUGAGUUGGGUACAGUUCAUUUUUUAUCAUCAUCAACAACACAUCUCAGCCUCUUCUCUCCAAUCUGAAAUGGGUUCCGGUAGUAGUCGACUGGGAUCGCAACCUUAUCCGGCUCGGGUCAACCGAAGAAAUCGGUCCGGUAUUUUCUCUUCUCUUAUCUGUGGCGGCUCGUCUUCUCGCGGUUAUCAGGAGAUGGAGGUUUAUCCAACUGAAGGCCUGGGGAAUUCUGAAGUACAUUGUUAUGAAGUGCUCAAUAUGAUCCAGAACCCUAGAGCAGACUCAUCUUCUAUAUUGGGUACAGUAACUGGGGUUACUAGUUCCAGUUCUGAAAAUGGAGUUCCAUCUGACAACGAAACAGCUUGUGGAGAUGCUCUGGUUGAAAAUGGUUUUAGAAAUGUUGAAGCGAGUAACCGAGGAAAGAACCUGUCUGAAAGUAAGGAAUUAGUUGCUCCUAGCCUGGUAAGUGUUGAUCAUUGUAGUGAUUGUCAUGAUUGUAGUAGGCAUAGUAGCACUACAGAUAGUAUUUCAAUUAAAGAGCAACAAUCUUCAGACAUUUCCUGUGUUAAUGUCAUGGCUAACAAGGAUGCAGUUGGUGGCAUUGAAAAUUCAGAGGGCAAGAGUGUAUCUCAGAUCUAUCCUGAGGUUAUUCAUCCGACUAGUUCUUCUGAAGGGCAUGGCAGCUCAUGUUCUGGAUCUUCUAAUGGGGCAUCUGUUGAGGAUUGCGUGGUACAGGUGACGAGUUCUAACUCUGAUUCUUUUCCUCAAAUUAUGGAUCCGCCAGUUGCUUUCCACCCGCAAGAAAAUGAAUCUGUUAGGGAGGCAAUACCUUCAGGUCUAGGAUACAGUGGCUCUAACAGGGAACAAGGUCAGGUGGAUGGAAGUGUUCUUCAUGUUGAUGUGGUGAGUAUAUCAUCUAGCGUUUUGUCCAGCAGCAACACAAGUAGAGGUAAUCGUGAGCCCAGAAGGAAUAGUAGAAGAUUGUUUUGGGAUGCAGUUUCAAGGCGCAGUUCUAGAAGAUAUAUUGGUUCUCCAACAAUUCUGUUCUCAACAGAUGAUUCUGAUGAUAUUGGAUCCCGUGACAGAUGCCUCCUUGACAUCAGUAAUGAUUUUCUUGAAGAUGGGGUUGGAGGUGAUUCAGCUCACCUUGGAAGUGGAAAUUACAACUUCCACGAAAGGAGACGGCAUUCAAGAUCUGAGAUAUGGGAAAGAAUUAAUGGUGAUAUUGAUGAAAGUGGUUGGCGAACUACCUACUGUCCAUCUGGACUCCAUGCUGAAGGUUCAUGCUCAUGUAGUUCAUUCUUGAUGACAGAGGAGCCUAGAACUCGUGCAAGUAUAUCACGAAUAGUCAUGCUUGCCGAAGCUCUUUUUGAGGUUUUGGAUGAAAUUCAUCGUCAACCUUUAUCAUUAUCCCUCUCUAUGGUGUCACUUCCAGCCCCUGAAUCGGUUGUUGACUCUUUCCCCCUCAAGAAUCACAAAAAGCCAGAUGUAGCAGGAGAAGAAGAUGCGGAACAGUGUUACAUCUGUCUGGCUGAGUACGAGGAAGGGGAUAAGAUACGCGUUCUUCCGUGCCAUCACGAAUAUCACAUGUCAUGCGUGGAUAAAUGGCUGAAAGAGAUACAUGGGGUAUGCCCACUUUGUCGCGGAGAUGUUCGUCAGAGCGGCCAUGACUGUUCUGUAUCCAACUCAGGAGCUGCUUCUCUUUAGUGGAAUUGUACAUAUGAAUGUAAAUUUUUACAAAAACUUUACGUAUUGUUUGUCAUCUUAGCAUGACGCAAUUCUGUAUAAUUAUACAGCAAUUUUACAGAAACUUUACAUAUAGCAGUUAUUACAAUGAAAAAUUUACUGGCUUAGCAUUC